AGCAACAUCUAAGCCCAUAAUUCGUGCGUCGUGUCCUCCUCACUGCAAUCCCGUGCCCUUUCGUCAGGGGGGCCUGACCGAUGCCGAGCACAACUUUGCAGCCGUAAGCUUAUAAGAUGGAUGUAGGUGCUUCAAGCAAUAUAGGGGCUGGGACAGCCGGACAAGGAGACGCGCGCAGGAGCCAGGGCGAUGUGGGCCCAGCUCGCAACACCGGCGUUUCGCGGUUCGUGCCAAGGCGCGCUGUGAGCCCUGGUACAACUCGGAUAUCAGCUACUUCUAUCGCCAACACUCUGCAGCCCGCGACCGGGCCCCGGCCGCGCGACAAGUUCGUACCGCUGCCCGACGCGAACCGCAAGCCGCAAGUGGUGACGGAGGAGCGGGAUGAGGACCUGGCGCGCGGGGACAGCGAGUCGGAGCUGCCGCUAAUCGUUCAGAAGCGCGGGCGCAUUACUGUGGUGACUGUCGCGGAAUCCUUCAACCGCAAAGCGCUGGAGGCAGCGUUGCAGCAGAUAGGCGCGAUCGCCGCGCCCGCCACGCCCUUGCCCAUUCUCGGUGGCGGCGGCGGCGGCGGCGGCCAUGCCGGUGCCAGCACCGCCGGCGGCGGCGCAGCGGGCAGUAUGGGCGCCAAUGCGUCACUGGCAGGCUCCGCAUUCGCCGCGUUCGCCGCAGGCGGCGGCGGCGGUGCCGGCUUCAGCGGCAGUUACGGCGGCGGCGGCGCGAGCGCGCCUGGCGGCGUGCUGGCUAGCGCUGCCUCCAUUGGUGACAGCGCCAGUACGAGCAUGACGGGGUUGUCGGCGGCGGCGGCGGCGGUUGACGCGCUGCAACUGCCGCUGCCGCUGACCUCGGGCGGGGCGGCGGCGGCGCCUGGCGGCGGUGGCGGUCGUGGUGGCGGUGGUGGCGGCGCAGGGGGUAAGGAGCCGGCGGGAGGGGCGGCGGCGGCCGCGGCGGCGGCUGUGGCCGCGGCGGAGGCGGCGGGCGUGGGUCCGGGGGUGGGUGUGAUGACGGCGCUUACGUCGUACCCGGAGGUGACGUACGUGCGUACGGCGUACGGCGAGGCGGCGGAGGCGCCCGGGGAGGUGUUCUUCUUUGACUACGGCGUGGUGGCUCUGUGGGGCAUGACGGAGGCUCAGGAGCAGGCGCUGCUGGGCCGCGUGCUGGGCUGCCGCGGCGUGGCGGUGGAGCUGCUGGACGAGGACGAGAAGCAGGUCGAGGAACUGCUGUUUGUGUACAGCCGCGAUGCCAAGCCGCACAUCAGCAACGACACAUUCACCAUCGACAUCCGCCAGGCAGCGGACCACAAGGUCAAGAUGGCCAUCAGCCACGCGCUGGCGCAGUCCUCCAAGCUGGCGGUGUACGAGCGGCGUAUGGUUGGGCUGGUGGAGGAGGUGCGCCACAUCCCGGGCGAGAUGGCGGCCACGGGCGCCAUCAGCAUGAGCAGGAGGAACGUGGCCAAGGUCAUGGGCAAGGUGUUCCUGCUCAAGGCGGCUGUGAACCUGACCGCCACCAUGCUAGACACACCCGAGUUCUUCUGGCGCGCACCCGACAACCUGCAGGACACGUACGAGAACACGUGCGCCUACCUGGACCUCCAGGGUCGGCUGGACACACUCAACUCCCGCUUCAUGGUGCUUCAGCGCAUGUUGGACAUCUGGUCCGACCACUCGGCUCAUCAGAACCUGGCACGCCUGGACGUCAUCAUUGUGGUGCUCAUCCUCAUAGAGGUGGUUAUGGCGGCGAUCGAGGUGGUGGGGUUCGUGCUGCGGCGCAAGGGCUGGGUGUGGCACGGCCCCAAGCUGUGGGAGCUCAUCUGGGGGCGCCGCCACCACCCGCACCACAUGCCGCCGGCGCCGUACGGCCCGUAUGGUGGUGGGGAGGGGGCGGGGGAGGGGGGGCUAGGAGGGCUGGGGAUGGAGGUGCUGGGUAUGGGCGUGGGCAUGGCUCUGGAGGGCGUGGCGGGUUUGUUGGGGCAGCAGCCAGGGGAGGGGCCCGGACCGUACAUGUGAGCAAGGGGAAGGGUGAGGAAGGGCGAGGAAGGGUGCGGAAGGGUGAGGAAGGAUGAGCAAGGGAGUGCAAUGUUGAGUACGCGUGCAAGGGAAUCAGAACGAAUACGCGAAUCCUGAGUGUGUGGUGACGGAGUGUGUGGCGUUUGCGGUGUGUUUUGAUGUGGGUUAGGUGAGGCUGUGAGUUGUUUGGGUGGGUUUGAGGAGUGGGAGGUUACCGUGUCUGACUCGAGUUCUUUUGCAUUUGCUGGCUGGUUGGCCAGUGUGCGUGGCUCAGCCGCUGGUGAAGGCUGGGCUGUUUGGACAUCCCCCUAUGCUUGGGGAUAUGCAGGUCUUGAACGUGCGUCUGUUGCUGGCUGGCAAUGGUUUUAUACGAUUACUAUGACUUAUGGACGUGGUGAAUAAUCGCAUGUGGCCAGGCGCGGGGUGGAAUGCAACCGCGUGUGGGGGCAGGGGGCCGCAAUGAGACUGCAACUGCUGCUGGCAAUGUAGCAUGGGCAUUUGGACCUUACGACCAGGUCGAGCAGGGUAAUUCGAGAAGGGUACGUAGGCAGCAGACGUAUCUGUUGCAGCACACGAGCCGGUCACGCGGAGGGCCAGCUGGCUAGGGCGCAAGGGCUGGCAAGGGCUCGGCGCCAUGCCGCCAUUGGGCAUCCGCCAUUGCGACAGUCGGACAGUGUAUGCCGCAGCACUGUGCCUCAGUGGCUCAGUGCAUCAGCGCUCUCGACCUCUCGUGGCCUCGCAGGACUGUGAACCCAGGAGACAAGUGGGCCUGGCUGGGCCCUUUAGGCACGUCCACGUCGUUGCCACGCCCCAGUACGGUACCGGACGCAGGUGCCGUCGGCGCGUGGCUUUGGGCCUCCGCAGUUCGCACAGCAGGGCUGCAGGGGCCACGGUGUGUAGGCCAAGACCCUCUCCUGGCCAUGCCUGUACCCUGUGUUACCGCCUUACCGGUACUUGAAUCU
Messenger RNA from Chlamydomonas reinhardtii, 2965 nucleotides. RefSeq lists its product as uncharacterized. Bases 117 to 2003 code for a protein of 628 amino acids. The record is from RefSeq and is a predicted model, not a curated record. NCBI's taxonomy places the organism in Eukaryota, Viridiplantae, Chlorophyta, Chlorophyceae, Chlamydomonadales, Chlamydomonadaceae. The transcript is spliced from 10 exons.